Monopterus albus (swamp eel) is the source of this 899-nucleotide messenger RNA. RefSeq names its product histone H1.11L-like. The record is from RefSeq and is a predicted model, not a curated record. Bases 123 to 899 code for a protein of 258 amino acids. The transcript is spliced from 13 exons. NCBI's taxonomy places the organism in Eukaryota, Metazoa, Chordata, Actinopteri, Synbranchiformes, Synbranchidae.
CAGAGACCAAAAGACAAGAAGAGGUCCCAGAAACUGGACAAGAAGCCGGCCCCUGCAGACCUGCACCAGUCUACUACACAACCCCACCUGGCUGGUUCAUUCAUCCGUACCCUCCUCCAACCAUGUCAGCUCCGUCUGCUCCUGUUCUAACCACCCACCCCGUCCAUCCUGGAGUCCCACCGAUGCAGCCUCUUUAUCAACAACAGCCACCUCUACCGAUGCAGCCGCUAUAUGCACAGUAUCAGCCGUAUCAAUCCCCAGUGCAGCCAGUGAUCCAGCCUCAACCAGUUCCAGUUCAACCAGUCCAGCCAGUUGAACCAGUGCAGCCAGAGUCCCCAGAACAACAAGUUCCUGUUCAGCCUGAGAUCCAGACUCCAGCUGCUGAAGCUCAGCCAGCUGCAGUUCCAGUCCAGGUAAAAGAACCGGAGACUGUUAAAGAAGAAGUGAAGGCUGUGUCUUCUGAGAAAGCUGCAGAGAAGAAAACCAAGGCUGCUCGUGCAGAGAAAGAUACUGCCGUUUCGAAAGACAAAACCAAAGCAAGCCCUGCAAUAAAAGGGCCAGCUGCAAAAAAAGACAAAAGCAGACAUCCUGUAGUGACCAAGAAAGAGGCAGCCGUAAAACAGCAAACCAAAAGCGCUACAGUGGCUAAGAAAACUAAACAUCAUAAAGAGCCUGCAGCUACUCGACAGAAGAGGAAAUCAGCCUCUGAGAAGACAGCAUCACCUGUCAAGAGCCAUGUCAAAGCAUCGACAGUCAAGAAAGAUCCAGAGCCACGUCCACAGCCGCUCAGACUGAGGACGAGACUAGAAGCUGUCAGGAGGGUGAAUGUGACUUCUCAGGCCAAAGAGGAGAAACCUGCCAGAUCUUCUUCUGAGCCAGGUGAUGGUGCUUUCAAAUAG